Molecule: messenger RNA, 1113 nt
Organism: Galendromus occidentalis (western predatory mite)
Lineage: Eukaryota; Metazoa; Arthropoda; Arachnida; Mesostigmata; Phytoseiidae
Product: lysophospholipid acyltransferase 7-like
Exons: 1
Coding region: 1-1113 (370 amino acids)
Biological process (GO): phosphatidylinositol biosynthetic process; lipid modification
Cellular component (GO): membrane; mitochondria-associated endoplasmic reticulum membrane contact site
Molecular function (GO): lysophospholipid acyltransferase activity
Source: RefSeq, a predicted model, not a curated record
AUGACAAUCAACCUCUUCCAGAUGCUACCAGGAUGGAACAAGGCGAUUUUCCCAUUAGUGUUUGGAUACCUGAUAUGUUUUCGGAUAUGGCACGACUGCGCGCAAACUCAUGGAAUCUUGAUGCAAAUGGCCCUGAGAGUGAUCUCAUUGACGGUGGAUCUCCAGAACAGAGCUUGCGGUUCUCAAGCUAAGAUCAACGGAGAUAGCUGCGUACAUUGUUCCCUGGCCAGAUCGCCCACACUGAAAGCUCUCGGAUAUCUUUGGUGCUACGUGGGUUUGUUACUGACUCCGGCCAUUCGGUUCAACACGUACGAGCACUUCAUUGAGGGUCGAUUCGAAGCCCCACAUAAAAGACGGAAAGAGUUGUUCCUGGAACUGAUUGAAAUAGUCGCAGCCGUGGUACCGAUCGCCUUGAUGACGUACUUCCUGGUGCCCGCGAACUAUUCGCAAUCCUCCGAUUUCUUGGCUCAAAGUUUUUGGUUCAAGCUCCUCUACAUCGCCGCCAUGAGUUUCAGUUUCCGAUGUCGGCUUCAGGUCGGCAUUAUGCUGGGCGAGGCAUCCGCAAUCGCCCUUGGUCUGGGAGUAUACCCGGGGAACAUGGAUUGCGCGCCCGAAUCCGGGCCGUACAGAGUAGGACAGAAUUUUCCCUCCGAUGUGAAUACCGCAACCGUUUUCGGUGUUAGGCCAUCGGUUGAACUAGAGGUGACCCUUCGCGAUUUCGUCAUCAAAUGGAACCGUACCGUUCAGUGCUGGCUGGUACGCUGCUUCUACAAGCAAUUCUCGGGACCGAGAACGGUCCGUCUACUGUAUGUUUUCCUUCUGAGCGGUUUCUGGCACGGAAACGGCAUCGGCCACUGGCUUUUCUUCGUGCAGGUGGCUAUAUACAUUUUGGUCGGAGAAGCGGGCUUCACCGGGAGUACGAAAUCGGUUCCGUACUUGAUCAAGCUGCUCAUACACAACAUAGCAUUCGGAUACUGGCAUCUACCCUACCUGAUUUUAGAUACAUCGAAAACCUGGCAAAUAUAUUCGUCUUUGUACUUUUGUGGGCACGUCCUGAUUUUGAUUUCGAUAGCAGCCAAGUCUUGUCGUGGAUAUUUACAUCCAGAAUUGUAA